Molecule: messenger RNA, 4362 nt
Organism: Sarcophilus harrisii (Tasmanian devil)
Lineage: Eukaryota; Metazoa; Chordata; Mammalia; Dasyuromorphia; Dasyuridae
Gene: GCH1
Product: GTP cyclohydrolase 1
Biological process (GO): tetrahydrobiopterin biosynthetic process; tetrahydrofolate biosynthetic process
Cellular component (GO): cytoplasm
Molecular function (GO): zinc ion binding; GTP cyclohydrolase I activity; GTP binding
Source: RefSeq, a predicted model, not a curated record
CCAGGCUGGAAGCCGAUGACGCACGGGCAAGCUCUGGCUAAUGGGAACCCUACCCUCCUCGGACUGUAUAAGGAGGUGGACGCAGCAAGCUGGCUGUGACAGAGAAGGAACACUUCUCGGACACACACGGGCGCGCACACAAACACACGGGCGCGCACUCGGGGCAGAUAUUCAAACCCUAGAAAUCCUAAAGGUGCCGAAAAUCCUCCAGACAAGUUCGGUGGCUGCACUCCCAAACUAGCUAUGGAAGGAGUCCCAACUUCCCCUAGAACUGAACGCCCGCAGCUGCGGGCUUCAGUUCCUCUUCUGCCCUCCAAGCAGAUGGAUAAGGCCAAUACUGCUCGCACAGCAGUGGAGAAGAAGCGGGGUGCCCAAUGCAAUGGGUAUUCUGCGAAGGAACAAUCCCGGGCAGAGCGGAAUGAACUAGAGAAAAAGCCCCGGGGCCAGGAGGAAAAGACUGCCCAGCAGGUGGACUCUUGGAAGACGGAGCGGACUCGCAGCGUGGAGGACAACGAGCUGAACCUGCCCAGUCUGGCGGGCGCUUACUCCACCAUUCUGCGCUCCCUGGGUGAGGACCCGGAACGGCAGGGACUGCUCAAGACCCCCUGGAGGGCGGCAACAGCCAUGCAGUUCUUCACUAAGGGUUACCAGGAGACCAUUGCAGAUAUCCUGAAUGACGCUAUAUUUGAUGAAGACCAUGAUGAGAUGGUGAUUGUAAAGGACAUAGACAUGUUUUCAAUGUGUGAACAUCACUUAGUGCCAUUUGUUGGAAAGGUUCAUAUAGGUUAUCUUCCUAACAAACAACUUCUUGGCCUCAGUAAACUUGCAAGGAUUGUGGAAAUCUAUAGUAGAAGAUUACAAGUUCAAGAGAGACUUACAAAACAAAUUGCGGUAGCAGUCACAGAAGCCCUGCGGCCAGCUGGAGUUGGCGUGGUUGUUGAAGCAACACAUAUGUGUAUGGUAAUGAGAGGGGUACAGAAAAUGAACAGCAAAACUGUCACCAGCACAAUGUUGGGCGUAUUCCGGGAAGAUCCAAAGACCCGGGAAGAAUUCUUAGCGCUCAUUAAGAAUUGAAUUGAAAGCAUGUAAAAUAUGAUCUGAAGAUUGUACUGCUAGUGGCAUUGUCUGUUUGUACGUUAUAUUUAAAGUGUUGCAGUAGUGAGAUUUUUUUUUUUUUUUUUUUUGGUCAUUAACUGUCAACUGAAAAUUACUUAUAGGAAAUAAAAAAUAAUAGAGAAGCCCUGUCGUUUAUCACUGCUACCUUUUUAGCAGUAAUGGGAAAGUUGCCCAUUAAGUUUAAAAUUCAUAAAAUCAUAACCCAGAAAAACUGAGGAUACUAGGACUCAGAUGAGAAUUUAUUUUAUCAGAAUAGCCUGAUUAUUUAUGACAUUUAUGCUCAAUAAAUGUGAGCACCAGGUAGGGAGUAUUGGGAGAAAUUAUAUUGAUUGUAGUAAGUUAAAAUAAUGCCAGUUCUUAAAGUGCUUAAAAAAAUUCUAAAUAUGCUAUGGCAUUGCUGUACUGAUUGACAGCUCAGCAAUGUUGACUUUAUUGUGUCAAAUAAUUUAUCAUUUAUGAUAAUUUUAAAACAUUUUCCUUUGUUUACUUAUUUUUGCCCAAAUUUUUUUUUGGUCAUAAAUUCUUAAAAGAUCCAUAUGUUGGAUUUUAUUAUGAAUUAGUUAUAAAAACACAUUGAUACCUAACUUCUCUUAUUCAGUUGCCGGGAAUUGUUUCCUAGAAUGGUUUACUGAUAUAUUCUCAUGUCAACAUGCAGGGAUUUAUACAUUUAACUCUCUGUGCCUUGAUGAGAAUAUCACAUUAUUUACUUUGUAGUAAUAUUGAUUUUUAAAUAAUUUUUAGAAAGAAAUUUAGUGUUAUUGAGGCUGUAAAUAAUAGUUUACACUAAUUUAUCUUUUGAAACUUUUUAGGAUUUAACUUGUGUGUUGCAUGUAGGACAUUCAAAACUUUUCUUUGACUACAGGUCAUUAGUUUCACAAAAUAUUUUUAUAAAUAUUUCCAGGAAACUUGAACUAUCUUUAUCUUUUCCAAGUCUAUAGAACCAGUCGAUGGCCAAUGUUCUAAUGAAAACCUCUGUCAAUGAUCAUUGUAAAAGCACUGUCAGAACUACUACUGUUUAUGUGUGGUAGUAAUUUGUCUUCAGUGUGGCUAAGAUGAGCCAAGCAAACUGUUUGGUGGAGGUUAUUUUAGCUUAGAAAAGUAUUUCUUUAUUAAUGGACAACUUGAAUUUGAUAUUACAGGGGCAUAAGGGGCACAAACUAAAAAAGAUUCAUUUGCUGAUGUCAUUAAUGUAUUAUGGUUUUUAAAAUUUAGGGUUUUGUCUUUUUAAAUAUUUGUUCUUCAAAUACAUCCCAUUACUAAGAAAAAAAUUGUUUUCAUAAUCUAAAACCAAGUAUUUAGCUAUGUAUUGAACUAUUAGUCUAUUCUUGCAUAGCCAUAUUAUUCUGUUCGUGAUCCCAUUUUGCUUUUGAAAGACAAGAGGAAAGACUUAAAAAAAAAAUCUCUACUUAUAGUAAUAAAAUUUUUCUUUCCCCUGAUUUUAGUAGCCAAAUUGAAAUAAAAAUCCUAGGCUCCCCCAAAUCAGUUGUCUCAAUUAGUAGUACUUCUGUAUCUUUCUCAUAAUCCCAAAUACACAAUUAUUUCUUAGUUAUUUCACUCAGUGUUUUGAUCUAACUUUUAAAAGCAGGAUAUUAAAGCCUCAAAAGUCAAGUCUGAAUUGUUUGAUAUUAUUUUUAAAGCAAACACCAUAUGAACUGGAAGACCAAAGAAAUCUUUAGCAGCAAAAUUUUCUUUCUGUAAUAAUUUGAACUCUAUCUUCCUUUUUGUUUAUGUCCUCUCAGUGUUUUCCUGAAAGACCAUUGGAAAAAAAAAAAGCCAUAGGCUAUUCCUGUGUUUUAGUGGUACUGUCAAAAUGAUUACCUAUUUUCCUAUGAACUAUCCUUCUAAUAUACCUCUUAAUUUUCCUUGGCCUUAGAUUGUGUAUAUUGUUAGGAAUUUAGAACUUGAUGCAUUUACUAUACUAUAUAUUUGAUUCAAAUGAAACUUGUUUAAAUUUUAUGUAUUUGUGUAUAUGUUGUGUCUAUUUAAAGUUGGUUCUAUUUAAAAUAUUAAAGUAUUGCUAUUCACUUGCUGCUUGGGUGCUUUUGUGAAUGUAAUAAAUAAUGAGAAUUGAUAGUGGAGGAAAUAGCUAAGUAGUAAAGUUCUGAGACCUAUCUGAACCACUUUUGUUUUGUUAGAAUCAUCACUGUGCAAAUGUGCAAAUUGCAAAGGAUUGAUUGAUUUGCUUUUUAAUGAAACUAGGUCUUUCCAUCUAGCCCAAACUGUAAAUGUGGUGUUUAUUCAUUGUUUGAUCCUAGAUGAUAGUAGAUUUUUGCUAAUAACUUUGUGGAUUCUCCCCCAUCUCUCCUCUGGGGGUUCAUUAUGAUGUUGACCUUAGUGUGGACAUUAAAUAGACACAGCCCACUGCAGCUCACAACUCCUGAACUCAAGACUUCCUCAGCUUCACUCUCCCUGGUGACUUGGAUUAUAAGCUUCAGUGCAAAUGAUAUAUGUAAAAACAAGCUUCUAGAGAAUGUCCUGCCUGCGUCAGCAGAUUCAUCCUAAUAUUGGUUGAAUUAAGUAGUUUCUCUCAUUUCUAGUGAUCCAUGGUAUUGUAUAGUAAAAAUUUUAAUUCAAAGCAGUAACUUUGAGACAUUGUUCUUAACUUUUUGUGUGUCUUGGCUACUCUUUGGGUAGCCUAUGGAAUUGUUCUCAGAAUAAAAUCUUUGAAUGCAUAAAAUAAAAAGAAUUAUGAAGGAAACCAAUUAUAUUGAAAUAGUCACAUAUAUGUAUAUAUUUAUGUAGUGUUUUAAACUUUAGCAACUUCAGAAGAAUAAUGCUACAAACUUAUAAAAAUCAUUUGAAAAGGUAAUUAAAUUUCUUUUGCAGUUAAUUUUGCUUUUUUGAAUUUUUGAUAAUACAUUUUAAAUUGUAAUCUCAACAAGGACAGUUGUCAACAAGACAACAAUCCAUAAUUAUGCUGUAUUUGUGAUAGUCUUUAGAUGACUAGUGAAUUUGUGACCAACUUUCUGUCACUUGAUCUCUCUGUUAGACCUUUUCUUGUAAAGUCACGUCAAAACCUUUAUAUAUGGAUCAAAAUCUUGUUCUCUGAUUACAAAUACAAUCAUUUUAGUCACUGAGCUCAUGAAAUUAUAAAGUUUGAAAAUGAACUCGAAUGAUGUAUACCACAAGAUAGUUAUGUUGAAUAAGAAACAUCAGUAUUUUAAAAUUUUAAGCAAUUGACCUGUCAAAUGUUGUUUUUCUAAGUUUGUUGCAUUUAUACUUGUGAAAUUAUUAAAGUUUAAAACU